AUGCUCGGCGCCUUUACAGCGACUUCCAUCAUGCUGGUGCGACUCCUGGUUGUCGUUGCUGCAAUUUCCCUCACUUGGGCUUGCGCUGACGGCGAUGGACACGUCCAUGAGCAUCCUAGGAGAGCAAAUCCUUCGUCUCCGUUAACCCCGCCAACUCGCCCGUUGGAAUGGGGAGAUAUCAACAUCAUUCAUACCACGGACAGCCAUGGAUGGCUCCUCGGUCACCAAAAGGCCUCAUUCCCGGAGCCCAAUUACAGUGGUGACCUAGGUGACUUUGCGUCGUUCGUGGCACAUAUGAAGGAAAUAGCAGUCAGGAAAGACGUGGACCUCCUGCUCGUAGACUCUGGAGACCUGCACGAUGGUACCGGUCUGUCGGACGGUUACCCUCCCGGCGGCGUCGACGGUCACGAAUCUACCAAAUUCCUCGCCGAACUUCCUUACGAUGUCAUGGCUAUUGGAAAUCACGAGCUAUACGUUUACGCAAACACUCUCGACAUGCAUCAAAAUCUGGCACCGAAGCUGAAUGGUCGAUAUCUUUCGUCCAAUGUCAAUAUUACAUUGGCAGAUCAGAACAACAACACUGUUGAUGUUCCUGUGGGUAGUCGAUUUGCCAAGUUCAAGACGCGGAAAGGCCGAAGUGUCACUGCACUUGGAGUUAUCUUCGACUUCACUGGAAAUGAUCAGAACACUACUGUCCAGAAAGUCGAGGAUAUGGUCAAAGAGUCUUGGUUCUUGGAAGCUAUUAAGGAUGAACCUGACUUCUUCCUACUGGCCGGACACAUGCCGGUUUCUCGUGAUAAUUGGCCCUUGGUUUUCAAUGCCGUUCGUGCUGUUCAUGCUACAACGCCCAUUCUCAUUCUCGGUGGUCACACUCACAUUCGGGACUGCAUUCAGCUUGAUGGACGAUCUAUGUCACUGGAAAGCGGGCGAUAUAUGGAAACUGUUGGCUGGAUGAGUCUCAAGCUUGAUGGCCAGAGGGGAUCCAAGAACCUUACUUUCAGUCGGCGUUACUUGGAUCCCAAUCGCGUCACUUACGAGUAUCACACCCGACAAAGCCAGUCUUCCUUUGAUACCGAGAAAGGACAAGCGAUCACUGCAGGAUUGAAUCAACUCGCUGUUGACUUUGAUCUAAACUUCACAUACGGAACGGCACCGCACGAUUUUACGAUUACCCAGGUUCAAUAUCCUUCCAACGACUCACAAUUAUCCCUGUUCGCUGAGUUGGCUACGCCGUAUGCAUUGUCUAUCAGCAACAGUCGCGCCGAUAUCCCCAACUACAUACUCGUCAACUCCGGUUCGCAGCGAUUCGACAUCUAUGCCGGAACGUUCACCAAGAACGAUCAGCUCACUGCUUCUCCAUUCUCGGAUAUAUUCUUCUAUAUUCCUGAGGUGCCGCUUUCUGUGGCAUUGGAUACUCUGAAGACGAUGAACGAGAACGGUUCAGAAAACCGGAAGAGAAGCCUGGAGCGAGAGGAGCAGCUUUACAGACGAGGAGAUGUCCGAGCAAGGUACAUGGAUUGGCUGAGCGACAUGGAGCAAAGAGCUAUUGAGCUGGGAAUACGUGCCGCGAAUAAUCUGACCUUGGGUUAUGUUACCACCGAUUCCUGCCCGGGUGUUGGCGACGAUAUCAUUCACACGCCACUCCCAUUUUACUUUAUACCCGAUUUCAUUGGGUCCACCCCACCGGACGUCUCAAACGACACGCUCAUCGACUUUGUCUUCGUCGACUUUGUGGUGGAUCAGGUGGUGGAGACUUUGAAUAUUGUACAAUCAAACAAGGAAUUUACGUCGGGCGACGUGGGGAAAUAUAGCACGCUCGAGACAAGCGAAGUCCUGGGCAUUUACGCGCAGUUUGCAUGGAAUUAGCUGUAGAAGUCUAUAGUUUGGUGUUAUUGGUGCAUCAAGAAUUCCGUAGGAAGUUGAGCGUUUCCAAUGAUCCUUCUCAUCGUCGACUGAAAGAUCUCCGCAUUCGUGACUUUAUAUACAACGUCAGAAUACAGGAUGAUCCAAACUCUCCUGCUCGGGGAAGGUAGUCGCGAAGGAUGUCCGGAUGUUUGGAUGGGAUUUUAGAGUGCCAAACCAUUAUCUCUACAAGCAACGGAGCAAAUGUAGUCGUGGUGAGGAAAUUGAGGUGAGAUGCAUGUCUCAUCGACGCAGGAGGAAAAUUGCGGCACUGAGUCUUAAUUGUCACCAACUCGAAUUUACGACGUGUAGCAAAGUACCGUGUCCGCGCUGAUCGAGUCA
Messenger RNA from Desarmillaria tabescens, 2244 nucleotides. Its product is annotated as Metallo-dependent phosphatase-like protein. Gene Ontology annotation, molecular function: hydrolase activity. Gene Ontology annotation, cellular component: cytosol. NCBI's taxonomy places the organism in Eukaryota, Fungi, Basidiomycota, Agaricomycetes, Agaricales, Physalacriaceae. The transcript is spliced from 19 exons. Gene Ontology annotation, biological process: nucleotide catabolic process. Bases 1 to 1866 code for a protein of 621 amino acids. The record is from RefSeq and is a predicted model, not a curated record.